Mesorhabditis spiculigera is the source of this 2457-nucleotide messenger RNA. The record is from the annotation of a GenBank genome assembly. NCBI's taxonomy places the organism in Eukaryota, Metazoa, Nematoda, Chromadorea, Rhabditida, Rhabditidae.
AUGACGACCAGUGUAUUCUUCAAUUUCGAGCAGUUGCCCCAGCCGAGUUAUCAUUGUUGGAGCUUCGGGACGAGCAGCAGCCAGUACGAGUACCCGACGCCGCCGAGCUCCAAUGAGCAGCACGCAGAGAUGAACAGCAGUCGUCCAAACUCCAACCUCCGCAAGAACAGCAUGGACCUGCCCGACGAGGAGAAGGUGGACAUGAGCAGCUUCGCCCUGCUGCGAGUCCUGGGCAAGGGCGCCUACGGAAAAGUCUACUUGGUCCGCAAGGUCGGCGGCAAGGACCACGGCACCAUCUACGCGAUGAAGGUGCUCCGGAAAACGCGGGUAAUCUCGAAGCCGAAAACCCUCGAGCACACGAUGGCCGAGCGGCAGGUGCUGGAGAAGCUCAGAGGGGUCCCGUUUCUCGUCAACCUCUUCUACGCCUUCCAGACCGACACUAAAUUACAUAUCGUAAUGGAAUACGUCCGCGGCGGCGAGCUAUUCACCCACCUUUGCAGCCGAGGGCACUUUGACGUCCCGGCCGCGCGGGUCAUCGUCGCCGAGCUGAUCGUGGCCAUUGAUAAUUUGCAUAAGAAAAACAUUAUCUACCGGGACCUGAAGCUGGAGAACAUCUUGCUCGAUGAGGAGGGGCACGUGAAGCUGACAGACUUCGGCCUCAGCAAGCUGCUAAUCCCGGAAGAGUUAAUGAGGGCAAAUUCGUACUGCGGAACCAUCGAGUACAUGUCGCCGGAAGUGAUCAACCGACCGGAGGGCGGAUAUACGGAUGUGGUGGAUUGGUGGAGUCUGGGGGUCAUCACCUUCGAGCUCCUCACCGGCUGCUCCCCCUUUACCGUUGAUGGAGGAGGCAAUUCGAGCAAAGACAUUGCAAAACGAAUCCUGACGAAAAAGGUGCCGUUCCCGAAAAAUAUGGACAACGACGCGCGGAGCUUCAUCGGGGCCCUGCUGGAUAAGCAGCUCGAGAAGCGGCUUGGCUUUAAUGGCGUCCACGAGCUGAAGGAGCACCCCUUCCUCAAGUCGAUCGACUGGGACCAGGCGGAGCGGCACGAGCUGAAGCCGGCCAUCGUGCCGAACGUCGUCGACGAGAUGGACACCACCUACUUUGCCCAAGAGUUCACCAACCAGCCGCCGCUCUACUCGCCCGCCGACGCGCCCAUCAACUCGAACCAGUUGUUUAGGGGCUACUCCUACAUAUCGCCGUCGGUGAUGUUCGCCAACAACAACGUCAUUGGGGAGGAGCUGAUGGAGGAGGACGUCCAGGAUCUCCUCAAGAAUUCCCCCUUCUUCAACAAGUACAAGCUCGACACCACCGACCAGGGCUUCCUCGGCAAGGGCUCCUUUUCGGUGUGCAGGAGAUGCACACGGAACUCUGACGGCGCGGUGUUUGCCGUCAAGAUCAUCUCCCAGAAGUUUGCCUCCCAGGCACAGCGAGAAGCCGCGAUUCUGCAGAUGGUUAGAGGGCAUGUAAACAUUGUCCACAUGGAGGAGAUGCUCUCCGACUCACUGCACUUCUACAUCAUCAUGGAGCUGCUGGCCGGCCAGGAGUUGUUGAUGAGAAUACGACGCCUUCAACAAUUCACCGAGUGCGAGGCGUCCGGCAUCAUGAAGCAGCUCGUCAUCGCCGUCUCAUUUUUGCACUCGAAGCGGAUCGUGCACAGGGAUUUGAAGCCGGAGAACAUCCUCUUCGAAAGCGACGACCCCGAGGCGAAGCUCCGACUUGUCGACUUCGGCUUUGCCCGCCUGCUCCCAAAUUCGAUCGAGCAGCAGCUGAAGACCCCGUGCUACUCGCUACAGUACGCCGCGCCGGAAGUGCUUGACAUUGGCGACUCGUUGCCCGAGUACAACGAGCAGUGCGACCUCUGGUCACUUGGCGUCAUUUUGUUCACAAUGCUGUCCGGGCAGGUGCCGUUCCGGGCCCGUUCCAAAACCGAGUCAGCCACCGACAUCAUGGAGCGCAUUCGAGCGGCGUCAUUUUCGUUCGAGUCGGAAUCGUGGAAAAGUGUUAGCUCGGAGGCGAAGGAGCUGAUCACUGGCCUCCUCACCGUCGACCCGAAAAAGCGGCUGACGAUGGACAAGCUGAUCCGGCACCCUUGGCUCAACGCCAACUCGAUCAACACCCCGCUACAAACCCCAUCCAUUUUGCCCUCACAUGCAGACCAAUCCUUCAACGAGAUGCUCCAGGCCUUCCUGUCAGCAAACCGGGACGGAUUUCACCUACUCGACGUCGCCGCGGCCCCGCUUCUGAAGCGACGCUUGGGGCAAAAGCGCCAGAGUGGCGACGGGCCGACAGCAGGCUCGGCCAAGAGGCAGCCGAUCUUUGAGCCGGUGCCCGAGGGCGAGGAGUCGAGCUCGGUCGGCCGGCCGACGACGCUCGGGCUGGCCAGCCCGGAUGCACUGCUUGCUUACAGAGAUCCCCUCCCAGGCACCCUUCGCGAGACCCGCGAUUCCAACGAGUCG